Messenger RNA from Desarmillaria tabescens, 1056 nucleotides. RefSeq lists its product as uncharacterized. NCBI's taxonomy places the organism in Eukaryota, Fungi, Basidiomycota, Agaricomycetes, Agaricales, Physalacriaceae. The transcript is spliced from 2 exons. The record is from RefSeq and is a predicted model, not a curated record. Bases 204 to 707 code for a protein of 167 amino acids.
UACCCACGAGGUGGUCGCGUACGACCAUCAUGUAUCAGGGGCUGCUAAUAGUACAUGACAAGGACCCACUUCAAGUUCCUUGACAUCCCACUCCAACCUUCAUUUCUCUUUUCGUUUCCAUUCUAUGUUUUCUUUCCUUUUUAUACGCAAGGCAUGGUCGCUUGAAGCCUCACCUUCCUUCCAUCUUCACCUUCUGGUUCAAUAUGUUCACCCGCUUGACUCUUUUUGCGUCCUUCGCUGCUCUGUUAGCGCCCCAAGUUCUUGCUCAUCCUGUGUUUUCACAACGCGAGGUCAUUGCACGCUCUCCGGCUCCUCUGGAUCUCGUCAGUGCAUACACUGCUGAUGUGUCCAAGAGAGAAAUCAUAUCCCCCGAGAUCCCGGCCAGGAGCAUCGAUGGUAUCAUAACUCCAUACAACAAACGACAAAUCCCAGUGGAAGACCCAGUCAACAGUGCUGGAGGGUCCGACACCAUCCCUUACCCUAGGCAGGACAUCCCAGCGGAGGUGCCAGUCAGAGGUGCUGGGGGAUCCGUCAUUCCUUACCCCAAGCGAGAUGUUCCUGUCGAAGGCCCCGUCGACAACCCUGAUGGGACCACCAUUCCCUACGACAAACGACAAAUCCCAGAGGAGCAGCCAGUUAAAAGUCCUGGGGGGUCCGUCAUUCCUUAUCCUGGACCUAAGCGAGACGGAAAGAUCGAGCUUUAUUAAGUGGUACAUCUCCCUCCCCAUGGCUACCUCCGAAUUCUGAUAGUAAAAUUAGUGGUGCAUGUAUAAUUGUGUUACAAGUCAACGGAGGUGCACUGGCGGCACGAGAUUUUCUUUUUUGUAUAUAUAUAAGAGCGCAAGUGAUUCCUGAGCACAUCACAGUGCUUACUUCCUCUGGCACCUACUCCUUCUUCCUCCUUCCAGGCCAUCACUGUUCUGACACCGUCUUGUCGUCUGGGUCAGUGUUCAAGAGCGAAUUGCGACGACGAUAGGGGUCAAGUUUCUUGGAUCAAGAUGCAAGAUUACUAAGCUAUGACAUUCAUAUUUCAUCAUAUCAUGUGAAGACCUUGGC